UGCCGACGCUGCUUAUGCCGCCACCUGUACCGAGCAAGGAGAGCGUCGAGACGCUGUCCGCACUCGAGCUCGCCGAGCAGAUGACCUUCAUCGACCACCAGAUCUUCGCCGCCAUCAGGAGCGAGGAGUUCCUGAAGACGGCCUGGACCAAAGCAGACAAGCAGGUGAAGGCGGCCAACAUCCUCCUCAUCACCAAACGCUUCAACGACAUGUCAAGACUGGUGGUGUCGGAAGUGAUACGCGGACUAUGCGUCCCAUACCGUGUCACGGUCAUCGAGAAGUGGGUGGCGGUGGCUGACAUAUGUCGGUGUCUGCACAACUUCAACGGCGUGCUGCAAGUCUGCGCAGCAUUCCAAAACUCGUCCGUUUUCCGCUUGAAGAAAACCUGGGAAAAAGUUUCAAAGACGACGCGCCAAACUCUGGACAAGCUGCAGUCUCUGGUGAGCUCCGACGGCCGCUUUAGGAACCUGCGUGACGCUUUGCAUCGGUGCGACCCUCCCUGUAUCCCCUACCUGGGCAUGUACCUUACCGACCUCAGCUUCAUCGAGGAGGGUACCCCUAACUUCACAGAUGAUGGUCUCCUCAAUUUCUCCAAGAUGAGAAUGAUCGCUCACGUCAUCAGGGAAAUCAGACACUUCCAACAAACGCCGUACAAAAUCGAGCACUCAGCUAAAGUAACGAGUUAUCUUCUGGACCCUUCACGCCUCAUGAGCGACGACGACCUCUACCGACAGUCCCUGGAACUAGAGCCUCGCAGGGCAACCCUCACUCCAGCGUCCGCCCCCUCACUUGCAAUGCUCACGUCACUUCAGGGAGCGGCUGCCCAUCUGCACCAACAUAGGCUGGAAAAUAAGCAUGAACAGGACAAAGUUGAACAAGAGAAACUUUAUCAUAACAAGCCUGAAAGUGAUAAAUCUGAGCAUGGUAAACAUGAGCGUGAUAAAGAUAAAGAUGAUAAACUUGAAACUGAAAAGAUCGAAGAUGUAAAGAGUGACCUCGUUAAACUCGAAUCUGAUAAACUUGAGCGUGGGAGACUUGAACAUGGCGGCACACUUGAACAAGAGAAAUUAGAACAUGAAAAACUUGAACAGAACACAUUUCAAUCACACAAACAAAAUUACCCAACCAAUACAACCACCAAAUGUUUCAAUGAACUAGAUCAAGUAGCCCAUCAAAACGAGCUUCUUUCUAAGAGUUCCCUGGAAGAUAAGUCCGAAUUAUUUGAUCUGAAUGAAUCUCAAUCGGGCCAACACUAUGGCAUCUUGAAGGGCCGUGCCUCAAAUGAGACCACUGUUCCUUCACCGUCUUCUGAAUCUUCUUGACAACGCCAAGUCCAGAUCACGGGACGCGAGAAAUGGCGGCGUGAACGCGUUUGUAUUCACCGCUGCAACGGCUGAUGAC
This is a messenger RNA of Hyalella azteca, 1401 nucleotides long. Its product is annotated as ras-specific guanine nucleotide-releasing factor 1-like. Bases 15 to 1322 code for a protein of 435 amino acids. NCBI's taxonomy places the organism in Eukaryota, Metazoa, Arthropoda, Malacostraca, Amphipoda, Hyalellidae. Gene Ontology annotation, biological process: positive regulation of GTPase activity; Ras protein signal transduction. The transcript has 6 exons. Gene Ontology annotation, molecular function: guanyl-nucleotide exchange factor activity. Gene Ontology annotation, cellular component: plasma membrane. The record is from RefSeq and is a predicted model, not a curated record.